Bufo gargarizans (Asiatic toad) is the source of this 908-nucleotide messenger RNA. RefSeq names its product 40S ribosomal protein S3a-like. The record is from RefSeq and is a predicted model, not a curated record. The transcript is spliced from 2 exons. Gene Ontology annotation, cellular component: cytosol; ribosome. The coding region runs from base 27 to 908 and encodes 293 amino acids. Lineage: Eukaryota; Metazoa; Chordata; Amphibia; Anura; Bufonidae. Gene Ontology annotation, molecular function: structural constituent of ribosome. Gene Ontology annotation, biological process: translation.
AGCUCUUUCUCUCCCAGCUCGACAAGAUGGCAGUCGGCAAGAACAAGCGUCUGACCAAGGGCGGCAAAAAGGGUGCCAAGAAGAAGAUCGUGGACCCUUUCUCCAAGAAGGACUGGUACGAUGUCAAGGCGCCGGCCAUGUUCAAUAUCUGCAAUCUGGGGAAGACAUUGGUAACCAGGACCCAGGGAACCAAAAUUGCCUCUGAUGGACUGAAGGGCCGUGUGUUUGAGGUGAGCCUGGCUGACCUGCAGAACGAUGAAGUGGCCUUCCGUAAAUUCAAGCUGAUUACAGAAGAUGUACAGGGCAAGAACUGCCUCACCAACUUCCAUGGCAUGGAUCUGACUCGUGACAAGAUGUGCUCAAUGGUCAAGAAAUGGCAGACCAUGAUUGAAGCACAUGUUGAUGUGAAGACUACAGAUGGCUACCUUCUCCGCCUGUUCUGUGUUGGGUUCACAAAGAAGCGCACCAAUCAGAUCAGAAAGACUUCCUAUGCCCAGCAUCAACAAGUAUGUCAGAUCCGUAAGAAGAUGAUGGAAAUCAUGACCCGUGAAGUGCAAACAAAUGACCUGAAGGAAGUUGUUAACAAACUGAUCCCAGACAGCAUAGGCAAAGAUAUUGAAAAGGCCUGCCAGUCUAUCUAUCCUCUCCAUGAUGUCUAUGUUCGCAAAGUAAAGAUGCUGAAGAAGCCAAAAUUUGAGCUGGGUAAACUUGAUUUCUUUUCCAGGUCCUUGCAUAUUCAAGAGAGGGCUCAUCCGAGACAGGUCGCUUUUACGCCAGGAACAGGAUGGAUUCAUACUACAAUUGGUCCAGACGAUAAGUCCUAUAAUAUAUUCUUUACUGCAACACACUCCUAUGACAUUUUAAGGCAACACUUUGUUUCUCCUCUACAUCUCCAAGAUGGCUAUUAG